AUGUUCUCUUUAGUAGAAGACACUUCAUUACCUGCUAACGCUCAAGUUCCACCAGCUCAAGAUACUAAGAAACAUAGUAGGAAACGGAAAUGUGAUACUGCAAAUGAGACAAAAGACAAGUUGCAAGAUCAGAGUGUUAUUAGCGAGAAGCCAGAAAGCCCAGAAAUAAUUGAUUUAGAAGAUCCAACAAAGCCAUAUCCAGUUGGUCUCUUCCAAACUGUUGAUCAUUCGCAGCCUUCACAAGCAACGUUUACAACUCCUGCUAUGAAAAAGCAGUCUUAUACAGUAGUACAAACUGGAGAUCCAAGUAAAUUAUUAAUAUCAACUAAAGCCAAAGCCGUUGAGACGGAAGUGCCUAAAAAACGUCAAAGAAAAGCUAAACAUGAAACAGCCCAGUCUAGCUCCAAAGAGCCCUUCACAGUCACUUUAGAAGAUGUUGCACAUCCAAAAGAUACAGGGUUUUUCACAUUUAUCAACGUAGACCCACUAUUGCAGCCUUCUUACGUAUUACCAACCGAUAAUAUUAUACAGGAAUCACAAAUUUCUACCUCUUCUGCAGUUUUGCGUGAAACUGCGGAUAGUAAAGAUUCUAAAGAUAAAGGGAAGUAUUCAUGUAAUUUGUGUAAUGAGAAAUUUACUAGAGAAAAGAAAUUGGUAUCACACCUACAAUCUCAUUAUUUGAAGAUGGACGAGGAGGAUCAGAUGCGAGGGGAAAAGACUACAAAGAAGAAAGUAAGGAAAUAG
Arctia plantaginis is the source of this 744-nucleotide messenger RNA. The record is from the annotation of a GenBank genome assembly. NCBI's taxonomy places the organism in Eukaryota, Metazoa, Arthropoda, Insecta, Lepidoptera, Erebidae.